AAAACCUCAAAAAAAUUUGUAUUUAUUCAUUUUUUUUUAAUGAAAUUUUUAUUUCAUAAAAAGUGAAAGAGACAACGGGAAGAUGAACAGCUUGGGUCAGCUGAAGCGUUGCCUGCAGCGCCGCUAUCGAACUGUGGCCUCGGCCAUUGUAUUUGUUGCGCUGCUCACGUUCUUCCUGGAGCAGAGCUACGUGGGCCAGCAGCGGGAUCUGCUGUACUGGCGGGAAAUGGUGCUGCACAUCAGCCAUCAGCCGUGUCUGUUGUGCUGCCUGACCGCAACGGUGCUCUGCCCGCUGCUGAUAAUGUUGCUGAUCCAACAGCGACUGAUCCAGAGCAUAGAGUACACGGUGGCCAAGCUGAUGCGCCUGUAUCGUCGGCGCAAGUUUGCCGACUUCAUUGUGCGCCGGCUGCUCCUGCAGCUGGAGCUGGCCAUGCAGCGCAUGCCAGGGCAAUUGGAGGCACAGCAGCUGCUGGACGAUCCGAUAACAAGGCGACGCUAUCAGCUGGCCAGCGAAGCAGCCCAUCGGGCGGUGGACAUCUUUAGGCGUGACGCGGCCGCUCUGCUGUUCCAGGGCUAUCGACUGUACCCCGAGGACACCACCUAUGUGCUGCGGGAGGAGGAGCUGGUGCUGCUGCACGGCGGCUAUGGCCAGAUUGAGUUGCACGUCAACAGCCAGGUGCUGCGGCGUCUGCUCUAUCCGCAGGGCAAGAGCCUGGCAUAGUUUAUACAAAAUUUCUUGUUUGUCGCGUUUUCAUUUCCCUUCUAAUCUAUCUAUA
Messenger RNA from Drosophila virilis, 776 nucleotides. RefSeq lists its product as uncharacterized. The record is from RefSeq and is a predicted model, not a curated record. Lineage: Eukaryota; Metazoa; Arthropoda; Insecta; Diptera; Drosophilidae.